AUGUCGCGUGCCGAAAUCCUCGGCAGCAAUUUCAGCCUCGCUGAUCGCUCUGCCGGUGACCAAAUCGCAUUGCGUACUGUAGUCGCUUGCCUCAUUAGCAUUGCCUGGUAUAAUGCAUUGGAAUUGAUCGUUCUGUGCUUUACAACCUUCAAGCGAUAUGGCGGGUGCUAUUUUUGGUGUCUCCUUAUUGCCUCAUUCAGCAUUAUUCCUUUUGGCAUCGGAUAUCUCCUCAUAAUCUUCGACAUAUAUACCAACAUGUUCCCUGUGGCAAUGGAGCUAGUCGCUUGGGUCGGGAUGGUAACUGGCCAGUCCCUAGUCCUCUGGUCUCGAUUGCAUCUUGUCUGUCACAGUCAAACAGUCCUCCGCGCCACUCUCAUCAUGAUCAUCGUCGACGCGAUAAUUCUACACAUCCCCGGCUGCGUCCUCGAGCUCGGCAGCCAUUCGAACAAAUCCUACCUCUUCAGCACUGGGUUCGACAUCUUCGAGCGCAUCCAAUUGGUCGGAUUCUCCAUACAAGAAAUAAUUCUCUCCAUUAUCUACUCCUGGGAAGCUGUGCGAUUGCUAAAUCUCCGCCCAAGAGGCCACUACCGAGGCACUCUGGUCCAACUCCUGAUCGUGAACGUAGCCAUGAUCCUUAUGGACGCCGCCGUUAUCGGAGUACAGUACUCGGGCCUCUUCGACAUCCAUGUCGCCCUCAAGGCAAUGGUCUACAGCAUCAAGCUCAAGCUGGAAUACGCAAUCCUUGGAAAAUUGGUGGUCAUGACUGAGAUGGGAAGUCACAACUCGGCCCUGACCGACCUGUCGGAUUUCGUGGAUCUUGCUUUCCAGACCUCCGACACCCCACAGCCGGAUAGCGAUAGGAUCAGAGAAAAUCCAGGGUACGGCGCUCACAAUCGUAUACGAGCGCCCUCCAAGGGCUCGUCUGCUGACCCUCUAAGAGAUAGUCUCUCCACUGCCCAUAGUCCGAGUCCAAGCAACCCGGACUGUUGA
Messenger RNA from Penicillium vulpinum, 990 nucleotides. RefSeq lists its product as uncharacterized. The record is from RefSeq and is a predicted model, not a curated record. Bases 1 to 990 code for a protein of 329 amino acids. The transcript has a single exon. NCBI's taxonomy places the organism in Eukaryota, Fungi, Ascomycota, Eurotiomycetes, Eurotiales, Aspergillaceae.